Penicillium bovifimosum is the source of this 1110-nucleotide messenger RNA. Its product is annotated as FAD-dependent oxidoreductase. Gene Ontology annotation, biological process: secondary metabolite biosynthetic process. The coding region runs from base 1 to 1110 and encodes 369 amino acids. NCBI's taxonomy places the organism in Eukaryota, Fungi, Ascomycota, Eurotiomycetes, Eurotiales, Aspergillaceae. Gene Ontology annotation, molecular function: FAD binding; monooxygenase activity. The transcript has 3 exons. The record is from RefSeq and is a predicted model, not a curated record.
AUGUCUCCCAAAUUCGAUAUGGCUACAAUCAGAGACAACGGUGUACAUGUGAUCGUUGUUGGCUUAGGUAUUGCUGGCUUAGCCACGGCCAUCGAGUGCCGGGAGAAAGGCCACUCGGUCACAGCAUACGAAAAGACGGAUAUUCUAAGGCCUGUUGGUGACUGUAUUGGAAUCGCAAGCAACGGAUCACGGAUCAUCGGACGCUGGGGCAAUGGCGCCGUAAGCGACAAACUAAGUCCGUGGCGAUUCACUGCCAAGAAAAUCAACAUAUCCAACGGCCAAGGCAGAAGAAUUCUGCAACAAGACCUGACAGAAGUGUGUAAAGAGACCAACUAUCUGAUCCCGCGCGCUCAGCUUCUCCGGACCAUGUACAACCAUGCACAGCAGAUUGGUGUCAAGCUAUAUCUCGGCCGGGACGUGACCGACACUUGGGAGACAGACACUCAGGCUGGUGUGAUAGUUGAUAACGAGCGAGUAACCGCAGAUUGUGUCAUCUGCUGCGACGGUGUACACAGCAAGCGACGUCGCGCCGUCACUGGAGAGAAUCUGGCAACACGACCAUCUGGGUAUGCGGCAUUUCGUGCUCUGAUUGACGGUGAGAAAGUAGCAGCAGAUCCUCGGGCAAAUUGGAUUGUCGAGACCAGCGAAGCCGAAGAUCGAUUUGACGUGUUCUUUGUCAAUGGCGCACAGAUAGCCCUGCAAACCUCGAAUCGUGGCAAGGAAGUCACUUGGUUCUGUAUCCACAAGGAUUCUCGUCCAUUGCUCGACUCUUGGACGUCGCCAUCUAAUCCUCAAGAAGUGAUUGAUCUCAUGAAGGAUUGGCCAGUUGGCGAUCGCUUAUUGUCGGUUAUCCGUCACACGCCCGCGAACAAGUUCAUCAACUACCCGCUUUUCGAACGUGAGCCUUUACCGACUUGGGUCUCCCAUGGAGGUCGAAUUAUUCUAGCUGGCGAUGCUGCACAUCCACUGUCACCUGCAGCUGGCCAAGGUGCCUCACAGGGAAUCGAGGAUGCGGCGGUCAUUGCGGUUUGUUUGCAACUCGCUGGCAAGAACCAAGCUCCACUUGCAUUGCGUGUGGCAGAGAAGAUCCGGUAUACAUUCAGAUCAUAA